AACAAGAAGAAGAAGCGCGCCAUCGUCCCGGAAGUGAUAUGAUCGGGAGUCCUCGGCAGGCUAACCGAUGUUAGCAGAGCUUCAACAUGGGCAGCCGAGGAGCUGAGAGACACAGAGAGGAGGAGGAGGAAGAGCAGGAGGACUUCUACGACUGUCAGGAGACUCUGGAGCCUCCAGGCAGAAGAGCUGAGGAGGAGGAGGCGCUGGGCGAAAGGCUGCAGGAGGAGCUGCUGAGUGACAGGCUGCAGGAGGAGACCCUGGGUGACAGGUUGCAGGAGGAGACGCUGGGCGACAGGUUGCAGGAGGAGAUGCUAGGCGACAGGCUGCAGGAGGAGACGCUGGGCGACAGGCUGCAGAAGGAGCUGCUGAGUGACAGGCUGCAGGAGGAGACGCUGGGCGAAAGACUGCAGGAGGAGCUACUGAGUGACAGGCUGCAGGAGGCGACACUGGGCGAAAGGCUGCAGGAGGAGCUCCUGAGUGACAGGCUGCAGGAGGAGCUGCUGGGCGAAAGGCUGCAGGAGGAGCUGCUGGGCGAAAGGCUGCAGGAGGAGCUACUGAGUGACAGGCUGCAGGAGGAGCUGCUGGGCGACAGGCCGCAGGAGGACCUGCUGGGAGACAGGCUGCAGGAGGAGACGCUGGGCGACAAGCUGCAGGAAGAGACGCUGGGCGACAGGCUGCAGGAGGAGACGCUGGGCGACAGGCUGCAGGAGGAGACGCUGGGCGACAGGCUGCAGGAGGACUCAGAUUCAGAGAUGAAGGAGGAGAUCAGUCGGGAGGUGGAGUUUGACGAGGACUACCUGAGGGAGGUGGAGAAGGAGCUGACAGAGGAGGAGAAGGAGAGUCGACGGCAGCAGAGUUUAACUCUGAAGGAAAAAGGAAACAGUCAGUUUAAAGCUGGAGAGUGGCGGGAGGCGGAGCGCAGCUACACGGAGGCGUUGGUUUUAUGUCCAGUUUGUUUCAGCAAAGAGAGAUCGGUGCUGUUUUCCAACAGAGCUGCUGCAAGGCUGCAUCUGGAUCUGAAGGAUCAGGCGAUCUCAGACUGCACCUCAGCAAUCAAGCUGAAUCCAGAAUAUGUGCGGGCGUUGCUGAGGAGGGCAGAGCUUUACGAGCAGACAGAGAAGCUGGACGAGGCUCUGGAGGACUACAAGAAGGUCCUGGACCUGGACCCAACCCAGACCAGUGCCAGACAGGCCUGCAUGAGGUUGCCUCAGCAGAUUCAGGAGAGAAAUGAGAAGCUGAAGGAGGAAAUGAUCAGUAAACUGAAGGACCUGGGGAACAUGGUCCUGAGGCCGUUCGGACUUUCCACCAACAACUUCCAGGUGAACCAGGAUGCCGACACCGGCUCCUACUCCAUCAACUUCGUCCAGAACCCAAACAACAACAGAUGACAUCACAAGCAGCAGUGAUGACAUCACAGCAUCAUGUCACAUGACCCUGCCUGUGUGUGUUCAGAGGAAAAUAAAACCUGAUUCAUUUGUUUCCUGUUUGCGUCGGCUGUCUCUGGGUUUAACUCUGGUAUCCGUGGUAGCCAGUGCUGCAGGUUAGCAGUCCGACUGCUGACCAAUCAGAUCACUGGAAACACAGUGACAUCACACCCUGACAGGGACAGCAGAUGUGUUGUACUGAGGCUGUUUAAAUAAAGUUUUAUUGUUUAAACUCUGA
Epinephelus fuscoguttatus (brown-marbled grouper) is the source of this 1662-nucleotide messenger RNA. RefSeq names its product tetratricopeptide repeat domain 1 (gene ttc1). The coding region runs from base 87 to 1388 and encodes 433 amino acids. The record is from RefSeq and is a predicted model, not a curated record. Gene Ontology annotation, molecular function: protein binding. Lineage: Eukaryota; Metazoa; Chordata; Actinopteri; Perciformes; Serranidae. The transcript is spliced from 8 exons.